AUGGCGGAGAAAGACAGCCAGAGCCUCAGGCUCGAACGCACUCGCUCCCCCCAGUCCGCGUCCGCGUCCGCCCCCGCCCCCCAGUCCACCCCCGCCUCCCAGUCCACCCCCGCCCCCCAGCCCGCCCAUGCCCCCGCCCCCCGCACCAAAUCGCCACCUCUCGAGGACGCGCUCGAGCGCAUCGAGUCAAUCUUAUCUACAAACGUCCCCCUAGAGGGCAUGGAUCCACUCGCGGCUGGGCCUGGGGCCGCCAGGAUCCGUAAGCGCGGCGUGCACGACCACUAUUACUUUGACCGAUUGGCGCGCGAGAUGCCCCUUCCCGGCCGUGCCCUCGAGUGGGCCAUGAUCGCAACCCUCUUCCUCGUCAUGUUCCUGGCCGGGUGGAACGACGGGUCGCAGGGACCCCUCCUCCCCUCCCUGCAACGGUACUACAAGGUCGACUACCUUGUCAUCUCGAUCAUCUGGUUAUUCAACAGUGUCGGCUUCAUGGCGGCCGGCUUGAGCAACGUCUGGCUCUCGGACCGCUUUGGCUUUGGGAUCGUCGCCCCCUUCGGUGCAGCCCUACAGGUCAUCGCGUACGCCCUCAUUUGUUGGGGAGGACCGUACCCUCUCUUCGUCUUUGCGUUCGUCCUCAUCGGCUGGGGAUUGGGCCUGCAGGAUGCGCAGGUCAACAGUAUCGUGUCUCGCAUGAAGCACGCCAACACCCUCAUGUUCCUCAUGCACGCCGUGUAUGGUCUUGGCGCGACUGCUUCCCCACUCGUGUCGACGCAGUUUGUCAAACGCAUCCAGAGCAGGGUGUACCUUUACUACUCCGUGUCGUUGGGCUUGGCGCUGUUCACGACCAUUGCUCUGAUCCUCGUCUUCCGCUUCCGCACAGAGGACCAGGUGGUCGGCAAGCGGUUGCCCGAGUCGGCUACCCCUCCGCCCGAGCCAGAGCCAAAAACGGAUGAGAAUGGAGAGGAACUGCCUGCAGAGCUCCAGCCCGAGAACCACCCGGACGCGCACCCGGACCCCGACCCCGAGGCUGGGCGCGUAUCCGAGUCCACGACCGACUUUAAACACCAGGACAGCAGCACCAAGCUCAAGCGCAUCCUUAGCAUGCCCAAAGUGUGGGGCCUGUGUCUCUACAUUUUCCUCUACGUCGGCGUGGAAGUUACCAUUGGCGGGUGGGCGACGACGUUCCUGAUCGCCGAACGCGGCGGCGACGACUCGAGCGGCUACGUCUCCUCUGGCUUCUUCGCUGGUCUCACCCUCGGCCGAGUCCUUCUCAUCCCUGUGACGAGCUGGAUAGGCCGCUCCAACUCGGUAUGGGUAUACACCGUCGGGGCGAUUGCGCUCGAAAUCGUCGUCUGGACCACACGCUCACUCAUGGGUAAUGCGGUCGCGUACGCUUUCGUCGGUAUCCUCCUCGGACCCAUGUACCCCAUCGUCAUGAUGGUCACGGUUGGCAUCUUGCCUGGCGACUUGCACCAGGGCGCUAUCGGCAUGGUCGCCAGUAUGGGCCAGGUCGGGUCAGCUAUCAUGCCCUUCAUCACUGGCGGGAUUUCGAAUGCGCGCGGCGUGUGGAUCCUCCAGCCGCUCAUGAUUGCUUUCAUGGGCACGUCGCUUGUGAUUUGGGCGUUUGUGCCGCGCGAGCGCAAGGGAUGGCACGCGUAG
Molecule: messenger RNA, 1656 nt
Organism: Cutaneotrichosporon cavernicola
Lineage: Eukaryota; Fungi; Basidiomycota; Tremellomycetes; Trichosporonales; Trichosporonaceae
Exons: 2
Coding region: 1-1656 (551 amino acids)
Biological process (GO): transmembrane transport
Cellular component (GO): membrane
Molecular function (GO): transmembrane transporter activity
Source: RefSeq, a predicted model, not a curated record